CACGCAGCCGUCAGCUCGCCCAGCCCUAGUUCUGCUAGCACACUCUGGUCGGCGCUGUCUUCCGAAGGAUUUUGAAGCGGUCUCAGCCUCCUAUCAGAAGACUGGUCCUGCGUGGACAUCUUGUGCCCUACGUGAGACGGCUAUUCGGUGACACGGUACUUGUGUCCUUGGGUCAAAGUGACCGCUUAGGUAGUUUUAAGUUGUGUGUGCGUCACCUGCAGAGUAUCUGAGCUGUUGAAGAAACAAAAAUAGCCCCUGGGGACAGACCGCUGCAUUGCGGUGAUGCGACGUGUUUCGUCACAACCUUCCCUCCCAGUCUGAUAGACAAUCCUCUUAAGAGUUGGAAGGAUGGAUCGUCUGCGCGAGGCCACGGAGUGCCGAGGAACAACGCAAAUGGAAGAAACGGGGGAGGAAUAUAUGUGAAUGUGAACUGAGAGCAAAAAUUGAGGCACAUUGAGCCUCCACAUUGCAAAAACAGUGAUGAAUAUCCCGGAAUGAUUAAGUAGCCAGGUGAAAAACUGGAAGGUAGAAAUUGCCUCUGGAUAUUUGACCAUGGUGCUCCGGACAGGUGAUAACUAUAGAUGAAAAUCUGCUUGGGGCAGCAUCUAAUCCUUUUCCUGUAGGGAAGCCAAUCUUUUCCAGGAGAGAACCAUGACCUCACAUUUAAAGGUUUCCAACAGGGGUACCAACUCAAUACCAAUACUGAUGUUAGAUCGCAGGAGCUUUUUGUGGUGUUUGCGGCGGCGGGUCAGAAGAGGAUGCAUGUGCAUGAGUCUGCUUUGCUUCAGUCUGGGAUUUCUCUAUGUCAUUUGUGCUGAAAAUGGGCCUUCUGCUACAGCAGUACUGUUCAGAACUCAUGGACGCAGUAAAGCCCUCAAUUCUGCUUCCAGCUCACUUGAACACAGUGGAGUGGAAAAGAUCAUUCGCAUGGCUCAAGUGGGGCAUACAAGAAAGCCACCCCUGGCAAUGUCUGCAACACAGCUCUUGCCUCCCUUCAACAACAGCCUAAAAAACAACUCAAAAAACACUGUCAUGCAUAACAAGGCUGUUGAGAAUAGAUCAGAUUAUCAUGGAAAAGCCAAGGGCAGUACUACAAGCUCUUCUAUUCCACCUCCAGGAUCAUUUGUGAAGUUUCCCCACUUUCUUACACGCUUGUGGGACUUUGUUUGGAGUUGGAACAGUCAUAAGAAGCAGCAGAAGUCUGUAGUUGGAUCAUUUGGGUCUCGUUUCAGUUCCUGGAAGGUUUGGAAUGAAGACACAUCAGCCAGCAUGCUUAACAAGAGACUGAAGAAAGUGUUUCAGAACUACCAGGCCAUGAAUAAGUAUGGUGUCAAUUUUGAGAGCAAAAAGAGCAAGUCCGGAGUGCACCAGAGUGGUAUGGCACUUCUUUGUGAAUUGAAGGAAUAUGUCAGGGUGGAAAUGCUAAACCCGGAUUUGCAUCCUUUCUCUGGCUUCAACUGGAGCAGCCUGCUUCCCAAACGCAAUUUGUCAGCAGAACUUGGUUCACUCAAAACCUGUGCAGUAGUGUCUUCAGCUGGUUCUUUAAAGAGAUCUGGACUGGGCAAAGAAAUUGAUACUCAUGACGCUGUGCUUCGAUUUAAUGCCGCUCCCAUCAAGGGCUAUGAAAAAGAUGUUGGGAUUAAGACAACAAUACGACUCAUUAACUCUCAGGUAAUGGCAUCAGAAGACCACAAAUUCCUUGAUAGCCCUCUUUAUAAUAGAGGCAUACUGGUAGCAUGGGACCCAUCACCAUACUCGGCGGACCUAACCCAGUGGUACAAUAAAACUGAUUACCCAAUCUUCAAGCAGUUUGUGAAGUAUCGUUUGAAGAAUCCUCAACAGCCUUUCUAUAUCCUGCAUCCUAAAACUGAAUGGCAGCUAUGGGAGAGGAUUCAGGACAACAUGGCUGAACCCAUCCAGAAAAACCCCCCUUCCUCUGGCCUGCUGGGUACUGUCUUGAUGAUGGACCUGUGUGACGAGGUGCAUCUUUAUGAAUACCUUCCAUCAAAACGAAAGACUGAGCUCUGUCAUUAUUACCAGCACUUUUUUGACUCUGCCUGUACCAUGGGCGCCUACCACCCACUACUGUACGAGAAAAACUUGGUGAAGAGGAUGAAUCAGGGCACAGAUGAGGAGAUCUACAACUAUGGGCGAGUCACUUUACCUGGUUUUAGUUCCCUCAACUGCAGCAAAGGGCAACACUAAAAUCGUUCAGAGGAUGAUUAUCUAAAAUCUAAUAAUGAAAAGAGACUGAGACCACUGUUAUUUACAACUGAAGCUCUGUUCCUUAUUGUGCAUUAUAUAUUGCAAAUUUUGACACUAUACUGUGCAAUUGAAAGAAGAUGUCAUUACUAUUAUCCUAGUCCAGAGUGGAAGCUGUGCAAGCCCAGUGAAACUCUAUCAAGGUUUUUUAACAGUGGAUUUUCAGCGAUGGCAAUGGGCAGCGUAAAAAGGUAGCACAAUGCUUCCUACCUAUUUGUAGCUUCGUUGUGUACACCAAAUAUGGACAUUUUGGAUGCUUUCAUCUGGUAUAUUUGAUAGAAUCCAUUUAUGACUCCAAGGAAAUGUCUUAUUCGGAAUGCUGAAGCCAUUGGCUUAGUAUUUUGUUAUUACUUUACUUAUUUUUUCAGAAUUUAAGCUGGAAAACAGUUAACAUCUUAGUAAAUUCCCAUGCCAAUUACAAUUCCCAGAAGAAAUAGUGGGAAGAAGCGUCACAGCGCAAUGUGAGAAUUGGUUAUGUGAUUGCGUGUCUAUAUGUAAUGUCUAUGCCUUUCUGCUAAUGCAAAUGUCCUCUGUGAUCUUUAGCAGAGGCCACCUUGUCUGCAUGUUGACAUACACUAUUGGAUUAAUAUUAUAACCUAACUGCUAUUUCCUUAAAUCACUUCUGAUUUUCAGUUUCCAGCUGACAUUUCAAGCUAUAGUCAUUUGAAAAAGUGAGUACAUUCCAUUGAAAUUAUCAACAUAUUUGAACAGGCUAACAUUAGAUCUUCAUGCAAAUUCCCUACAGAUGAAGGUGAUAUAUUUGAAUAAAAACACAAGGAAAUUUUUUCUUCUUAAUCAUUUAUUCAACAAAAUAACAAAACCUGUAAUGGUCUACUGGGGAAAAAGUAAGUACACUCUUGACCUGAGAAACUGGUAUUGUCCCUUUCAGCAUAAAUGACCCACCAUACUGUGACAUUGAGUCAGCAAAAUGUUUUACCACUCCUCCAUGCAAAAUUCCAUCAAUUGCUGGAUGUUUGUGAGUUUUCUUGCAUGUACUGCCUGAUCCCUGUCUCCCCACAAUAUUUCAUUGAGAUUUAAAUCUUGUUUUUGAUCCAUUGCUUGAUGGAUUUACUAGUGUGCUUAAGAUUAUUAUAGAAUUAUAAGGCCCAUUUCCAGUUCAACUUCAGCUUUUGGACAGGUGGCCUCACUUUGUUAUUAUUCAGAAUUCAGAGUUGACUUGAUGAUGGCAUGCUGCCCAGGCUCUGAGGGAGCACAGCAUGCUAGUAUUGUGGUACCACAGCUGGUAUGUGGUUCUUCACCUGCUAUGGCCAAAUAACACUGCCUUUGAUUGUUCUAGUAGGCCUGUUGUUAACCUGUACAGUAUGUUCAAAGGCAAACUCUGAUGUUCUUUUUUUGAACAGCAAAUGCUUUUUUCCUAUCACACAUCUCUUUCUAAUUGUAGAGGCAUGCACUUUAAUCUCAGCUUUUGUAAGAGUUACCUGCAGAUUCUACAAUGAAAUUUUAGGGAUGUUGGAGACAUUUUUUAGUAUGAGACAGUCAGCUCUAGGUCUGAAUUUGCUUGGCCAGCCAGUCCUGGGCAAAUUAGCAAUUUUUUUAAAUCUAUACCACUUGUAGAUGAUUUUCCUUAGAGUGGAUUGAUUUAUUUUAAAUAAUUUGGCAAUCUUUAAAAUCUCUUUCCAGACUUAAAGACAUCCACAACCUUCUUUCUGAGGGCUUUAGAGGGCUCUUUUAAUCUUAGUAUCAUGACAUCAUAUACAUCAAAACCAAGAGGAUACUAGACCAUAGGUAUUUUCGGUUUAAAUAAGACAGGUUGCACCUGCAUAUACUCUAAAGAACUCCAAAAGGUGGUUUUAAUUAUCGCAUCUAAUCUGGAACACUUAAUUCUAUUUUUCUGGAUUUGAAGUGGUGAUAAAUGUAAGGGUGUACUUACUUCUUUCAUGUAACAAAUCAGCAUUUCUGUUAAUUUAGAUUAUGAGAAUGAAUACACCAUAUCAAUUUUAUGUGUCAUUUAUUCCAGUAUAUGCCCUUUAUCUGUAGGCACUGUUUUGGCACUUUGUCACAUGACUGUACUCUGUGCAAUCUGCUCAUCCUAUAGCAGGUUUCUCCAUGCAGCACUUAAAGCUGGUAAGUAAAGCUGAAAAUGUGCCCUCUAUAUCAUUCCAUAGAUCUUCUCAUUCCGUCAGAAUAGCUUUCUUUGACCCUAAAGGGUGUGCAGCUGGCAUAACUCUACCUAGAUAUUCAGUAUCACCGAAUAAACUGAAUUCUUUAGUGCUACUAGCAUUGCACCCUCAGUCAGUAGGCAUGGUCUGUUACAGUUUGCAGUUCAUCCCACCAGCUUUUUAGUACUGUAACCAAACAGCAAAGCUGUAUUUUUUCUUGCACAGUAUUAUUAGCUAUAGACAGCAAGCAAUAUCCCCAUUAUUUAUUAAAAAUGUCAUCGCAGCCCCCUUGCGUUUAUUGGAUACUAUCAUUAUGCACUGACCACCAAUGCCAGGUUGUAAUACUUCUUUAGCCAGUGACCAAACAUCAUAUGUUACUUCCAAAUUAACGUAACAUUCCCAACUCUUCUUUGUCGUUAUUUGGGAUCACGGGUGGCUAGAAUCUUUACCGUCACCAGGGUGCAACCCUGGAUUAAUAAUGUACAAUUAGUCAGCAAAACUGCUAUUUUAACCCGACUGAUGUUAUAUGCAGUUAGUGCUGCACUCUGAUCAAACAUUGUAUUACCAAGAAGACAUUCAUAUGUGAUUAGCUUCAACCUUUAUUUUGUCUGAAAAACUGGAAUUGUUCCCACCCUUUUCGUUCAGUUAGUGUAGUUGACUUAGCAUAUCGUCACAUCAGCAGAGAGUUAGUUCAAUUAGCACUGCAUUACCAUUUUGCCAUACUUAAACACUAGUGAAAAUCCUUGUGUUUCAUCUUCUUCCAUGGCCACUUUUUAAAGCUUGUAUAUCCUCAGGCUACUUGAUGCGCCUAGCUCCAUUCCCACAUUGUUUGCUGUGCAGGUGCCAUUCCUUCUUCAUCCAAUUACUGCAUACAGUAAUUGUAGACUGUAGCUAGUACAGUCUACAUUUGGGUUAUUUAACACUGGCAUGAAAUCUGGAGGAAUCGUGUUUAUUCUGCAAACCAGCUGGUACCCCAAAUGUACCAGUAUCUGUGUAAUGUUAGUGCCAUGCAAAGAGACUUACCUCGUGAUUGUUAGUAAUUACCUUAUGCCAGUGCUGUAUUAUAUGGUAUGUAUUUCAAAAAGAAAUGUGAUGUUUUUACAUGCACUGUUUUGCAUUACGUUCUAUCUCACCUCGAAGUGCAUACAUUUAAACUGGGUGAUCCUGGCAUGCCUAGUCCAGUUUCUCAGAGGAUGGCCUUUGAUUGGACUUUGCCAAUGUGAAUAAUCCCCAAAGCUAAAUCAGGUACACGUUGACUCCUGUCAUCUCUGCUCUCUUACUGUAAAAAAAUAAGAAUUUAACUUGUUUGUUAUUUGCAGCAGUCACCAAGGUGAUUAUUGGAAGCUUGUGAUUAUUUGUUUUUAAUUAAUUUAUUUGUGUAUUUAUUUAUU
Molecule: messenger RNA, 5773 nt
Organism: Erpetoichthys calabaricus (reedfish)
Lineage: Eukaryota; Metazoa; Chordata; Cladistia; Polypteriformes; Polypteridae
Gene: st6gal1
Product: ST6 beta-galactosamide alpha-2,6-sialyltranferase 1
Exons: 9
Coding region: 652-2205 (517 amino acids)
Molecular function (GO): sialyltransferase activity
Source: RefSeq, a predicted model, not a curated record